AUGCCAUCAGCUGAUAGCGAAACGAUCAACAACGAGUAUGUAGAACUUCCACACCUCGAGGUCAACCCAGCGGCCAAAGAAACCAUCGUUUUAAUCCAUGGGGCCACUGGGGAUGGCAGCGGCUGGGACCUUGUAACACCUUACUUGUCCAGUUACCAUCUCCUGGCUCCCGAUCUCCUUGGCCACGGCAUUGCAAGAGCAUACCCCUUCUCCGUCGACAGAGCCGCUGCUGCACUGCGCUCUUUGAUCCUCAAACGCGCUCAUGGCGGUGUUGCAUAUAUCGUGGGCUUCAGCCUCGGAGCUCAUGUAGCCAUUCGUCUGGUAUCGCAUCAUCCCGAAAUCACAAACUGCGUCCUGGUCUCCGGUUUCAAGGUCUUUCCCACCACCUCCUUGACUCCAUAUCUUCCGUAUGUCAUCUGGGCAGAGCAGCGUCUGGAGUACGCGGUCCCUCGCUCGUGGAUCCGUUGGGCAAUGGAUGGUAUCCACAUUGAGCGUCCAGACUUGAGCAUGUGCACCAUCGAGUACUAUCGCCAAGUCUUCAGUCCUUCUGACGAUGCCGACAUGUGGCCCAAGCCAUGGCCUGCAAAGACUCUUGUCAUCGCUGCCGGCAAGGGCGGGCUCAUACCUUCAGACGAUCGUCCCGACGAUGCGAGGAGAUUGGCCAGGAUCGGACGUAAACUGAACAGUGCAACUCGUGCUGUCACCCAUCCCGAUAUGAGACAUGCUUGGAUUCUGCAAGAUCCUGAGCUGUUUGCAGAGACUGUCAAGAAAUGGUUUGAAGAGGAAUUGGUACCUGAUGGCUUUUCACCACUGUAG
Aureobasidium namibiae CBS 147.97 is the source of this 816-nucleotide messenger RNA. RefSeq names its product alpha/beta-hydrolase. NCBI's taxonomy places the organism in Eukaryota, Fungi, Ascomycota, Dothideomycetes, Dothideales, Saccotheciaceae. The transcript has a single exon. Bases 1 to 816 code for a protein of 271 amino acids. The record is from RefSeq and is a predicted model, not a curated record.